CGCUUGGCCACCUACGGCAUCAACGUGGCGGAGCUGACGGGGGAUCACCAGCUGUGCAAGGAGGAGAUCAGUGCCACCCAGAUCAUCGUCUGCACCCCGGAGAAGUGGGACAUCAUCACCCGCAAGGGAGGAGAACGCACCUACACCCAGCUGGUGCGACUGGUCAUACUGGAUGAGAUCCACCUCCUGCACGACGACCGAGGGCCCGUCUUGGAGUCUUUGGUAGCCAGAGCCAUCCGCAACAUCGAGAUGACUCAGGAGGACGUGAGGCUGGUUGGGUUGAGCGCCACCCUCCCCAACUACGAGGACGUGGCUACCUUCCUGAGAGUGGACCCGGCCAAAGGCUUGUUCUAUUUUGAUAACAGGUACUGGGGAAAAGCUGGGAGAGAUCUUUGCCAUCUAAAGGGUGGGGUUGAGUAUGGUCAGUUGAGUAUCUAUCUGUGGCACGGUGCCAGGGUCUCACUGGGCCUUCACCCAACUCUCAACACACGUUUAUUUGCUCUUAGACGUGCUG
Calidris pugnax (ruff) is the source of this 514-nucleotide messenger RNA. Its product is annotated as U5 small nuclear ribonucleoprotein 200 kDa helicase-like. Gene Ontology annotation, cellular component: nucleus. The transcript has 2 exons. The record is from RefSeq and is a predicted model, not a curated record. Gene Ontology annotation, molecular function: nucleic acid binding; ATP binding. Lineage: Eukaryota; Metazoa; Chordata; Aves; Charadriiformes; Scolopacidae. The annotation marks the transcript as partial.